Molecule: messenger RNA, 1782 nt
Organism: Teleopsis dalmanni
Lineage: Eukaryota; Metazoa; Arthropoda; Insecta; Diptera; Diopsidae
Product: glutactin-like
Exons: 7
Coding region: 55-1722 (555 amino acids)
Source: RefSeq, a predicted model, not a curated record
UAGAAGUACGUUUAAAACAAGUUUAGUUGAAUUUCAUCAGUCAACGGGUUCGGUAUGAAAGGUUUAGUUGCCGGUUUCUCUAUAGGAAUUUUAGUGAUAGUCUGUAUUGUUACUGCCGCACAAUACACGACGUCGUUGAAGUACCCGUCUGUGACUGUAGAUAUUCAGGGGCAAGGUUCAGUUUUGGGAGACUUCGAUACUACCUUAUGGACAAAUCAAAAAUAUAUGCAAUUUCGUGGUAUACCAUAUGCUGAGUCACCUCGUGGAAAAUUACGAUUUAAGGCACCAGUUGCUCGACUACCAUGGCGACAGAUAUUUGAUGCUACCAGAUAUGGACGUCGUUGUCCAGUUAUCACAACAGUUUCCAAUCUUACUGCACAAGAAUUAAAAGCAGACUUAGAAGAUUGUUUGAAUCUAUCUGUGUUUACCAAGGAUUUAAUUACUAAACGACCUGUUAUGUUCUACAUUUACGGAGGAGGCUUUUAUAAUGGAUCAGCAUCCGAUCAUCCACCUAAACAUCUACUAGAAAAGGAUAUUGUACUUGUGGUAUCACAAUAUCGUGUGGGUGCAUUGGGUUGGCUGACCACUUUUACACAUGAUAUGCCCGGCAAUGCACCGUUUAUGGAUAUACUCUUAGCACUGAAAUGGGUACAGGAUCAUAUAAGUGACUUUGGUGGUGAUCCGGACAAUGUAACAGUAUUUGGACAAAGUGCUGGAGCGGCAAUGACAAGUGCUUUACUUUUAAGUCCUAAAAGCACAGGUCUUUUUAAACGUGUGAUUGUACAGUCUGGCUCUAUAUUAGGACACUGGGCUAUAAAUAGUGAUCCGCGUAAACAAACUGAACGAAUUUGUGAAGCUUUGAAUUGUGGUGUGUGUAAAAGAAACGAUGAACUAUAUGAUUGUUUAAGUAAAGCAACAGUUCUGGAUAUAUUGGAAGUAACUCAAGCGGAGGAUUUCGCCCUUGUCAUAAAUGAUGUGUAUGGAAAUUUACCAGAACAUCCUAUUGAGUUAAUGAAAAGUUAUAAUAGAUCAAUACCUGUCAUGACUGGUUUCACAAAAGAUGAUGGGUCUUUCGUUUUAGCAACAUAUUAUGAUGGAAUGAAAGCGGCGAUAGGUAAUAUGAGUUUGGUAAAAGUGCGCCAAUUUGCUGAUGGAAUUAUGAAUUUAGUUAAUGAUAGGACACGUUUAAGUAAUAAUUUAUUAACACGCCUAUUAUUUACUCCACAAAUUUUGAAUGGAACUGCUCACAAGGAAGCACUACCAGCUUAUUUCGAUUUAUGUACAACAAUUUACAUUAAGUCACCAGUUAUUGCUCUCACAACCCAACUUAAGGAGAAGAAUUUAGCUGAUAUAUACUUAUAUAGCUUUGAUUAUGAAGGUCAAAACACUCGUUUUGGUUACGAAUUAGGAAACGAGCAUUAUCCUUUCAAUGGCGGCGUACAUCAUUCUAAUGAUAAUAUAUAUUUAUUUUCCACUCAUUCUUUGAAUGAUAAUGACACACGUAUGGCACAAAAAAUGGUUGAACUGUGGACUUCAUUUGCUAUUGAUGGCAUUCCUAGUAGUAGCGAAGGGCCUCCUAUAUUACCAAUGAAUUCUCCUAGUGGACCAUAUUUUCAUAUAAACAAUGAAAUCACAAUCAGUAAUGAUGUUUUGGAUGAGCUUACAUCAACACUUGAUGAUCCAGAUAACAAGAAGAUAGAUAGAGAAAAUAUAGAAUUUUAAAUAAACAAUUUCUUGAUAUAAAUAUCAGUAUAUGUAGUACAUAUAUUGUAAUGUAUUGAA